Paralichthys olivaceus (Japanese flounder) is the source of this 990-nucleotide messenger RNA. Its product is annotated as rho-related GTP-binding protein RhoV-like. Gene Ontology annotation, biological process: establishment or maintenance of cell polarity; endocytosis; Cdc42 protein signal transduction. Gene Ontology annotation, molecular function: GTPase activity; protein kinase binding; GTP binding. NCBI's taxonomy places the organism in Eukaryota, Metazoa, Chordata, Actinopteri, Pleuronectiformes, Paralichthyidae. The record is from RefSeq and is a predicted model, not a curated record.
CUUUUACAGUAACAGUGCACUGCUGCAUGGAGCUGCUGGGGUAAUGGAGGAAUAAAACGGGGGAAACAUGGCGCAGGCCUGUCAGAGACGUGAUAAACCCAACAGGCUGAGGGAAGAGCUGAGCUGCAUGCUGGUCGGUGAUGGAGCUGUGGGGAAGACCAGCAUGAUCAUCAGCUACAUCUUCAAUGGAUACCACAGCGAGUACAGGCAAACGGCUUUUGAUGUUUUUACUGGUUUGGUUCAUGUGAACGGCAUCCCAACUCGUAUCAAACUGAUAGAUACAGCAGGACAGGAGGAGUUUGGACAUCUACGUUCUUUGUGCUACGCCCAUGUGGACGUCUUCAUCCUUUGCUUCAGCCUGGUCAACCCCGUCUCCUUCGAAAACAUCACCUCCAAAUGGAUCCCGCAGAUCCGUGCUGGCAACCCAACCUCUCCCAUAGUCCUGGUUGGAACUCAAUCCGACCUCAGCCACAAUGUGGACGUCCUUAUUCAUCUGCACCAGCGGAGCACCAAACCAGUGCACUUCAGCCGGGCCAGAAGGCUGGCACGAAGGAUCAGAGCUCACGACUACAUUGAGUGUUCAGCUCUGACACAACACAACCUCAAACAUGUGUUUGACUGUGCUGUAUCUGCCGCCAUUCAGCACAAGCACACUGGGACUAUACCUAAAAAGCUCAGCCUGGUUAAACGUUUAAAGCUUUUUUGUGUUUGGAGGAAAAUCUUUGGAUACAUCUGAAUCAAAGAGUGAAUUGAAUGUACUUAGUGUCUUUUCUAUUAUGACAACUAUGCAUUUUUACUAUGAUAUUUCUCUGCAAAAAGUAGAUUGUGCACUAAAAAAAAGGACUUAUGCCCUGCAUUGACACCCAUGCUUCAGUUCCUGCAAGAAAUGUGAUAAUCAGUGUGUUAUUUUCCCCUCGACUCUUGUGUUUUGUUGUUGUUCAUAUUUUUGUGUGAGUAUGUGAGUCUUGUAAUAAAUGCACCACAGUGUGA